This is a messenger RNA of Tetrahymena thermophila SB210, 1005 nucleotides long. RefSeq names its product transmembrane protein, putative. The record is from RefSeq and is a predicted model, not a curated record. Lineage: Eukaryota; Ciliophora; Oligohymenophorea; Hymenostomatida; Tetrahymenidae. The transcript has a single exon.
AUGAACAUUAAAAUUGUAGAAGACCAAAGUGAAUGUUCUGGAAAGUCAAUGUAAGCUCAGGGGACUAUUGACUAUGAUGAUGAAACGUUUAUUCUAAGAACCAUAUCAAUAACUGAUAAAAACUCAAGAACUAGAGUUUAUCAAAUUUGCUUUGAAGUUUAUAAUUUCUUUAGCUUUGCUAAUUUAGCAGGAAAAAAUAAUUAAUAAUAAGAUGACAAUUAUUGUUAAUAUAAAGGAAUUAAUUUUUAACCAGAAAUUCACUCCAACCUUUGCCCAAUUUCAGAAUUUUUUAUUUCUGAUUAAAAUCAAGAAGAAAGUUAUGAAAAAGUUGAGAUAAGUAAAGAUUCAAACUUUAGCUUGUUUAUUAAAAGAAGCAAUCCUCAUUACACUCCUGCUGUGGACAUUAAAUUCUUAAAAGAAAAUCAAGAGCAUCUACCCUAAAGUGAUACAAAUAUUUCUUUCUAAAUUAACAGCUUUGAAAAAAAUUAAAAUAUAAGCGAUAAGUAGAGUACCCCACUUUUUGUAAAAAUUUAUAUAGAAAACUAAAUAUCAUUAGAUUCCUAAUGCUAUUCUGCUCUUCUGUUCUUUGAUAGCUAUGUACUAUACUCUAACUCCACUUUAUUCAAAUUAAUUGUUUUGACUGGAAAUGUUCUCCUAUUCAUUACCUUUUUAUUUAUCUCUACUGUCUUAAUAAAAGAAAAGAAAAACUUAAAGUACUGUGUUUAUAUUUUUUAAGCUUUGUCUAUACUAGAUCUUUACAGUUUUUAUCCUUUACACUAAGAUUUGUCAUAUAUCAAAACCUCUAUAAAAGAUAAUUGCUUUUUAGAGUAUAAUCCUCUAAGAAGUAUUUAUGAAAAAGCUAACUAAUUUAACAAUUUUUACAUUUUCUACCUCAUUUUUAUGAUAGCAAUUAUUGCUUUACCUUUUAAAAUAAAAAUCAGUAAUAAGAAAUCCAAAAGAUUUCAUGACGAAAAUGCACUCAUUUAUGAAAUGGCAGCAGCCUGA